UAUUUUUAAUCUCUCAAAAUUUAAGGCGAAGUACUCAGCGGUGAUCCAAACAAUCCAAAUUAUAACCCGGCCUCACAGCCAGGGACAAAUCCAGGCAAAAAUUCUGGAAACCUAAAUCCCCAAACUAAUAACCGUCCCAAUACAGGAACUUUUCCUGGCUACUACCCGCCCGGACAACAAUUUCCUCCACAAUCAUAUUAUCCUCCCCAACAGCAGUACAACCAGCCACCUGUUAUUAUUGUCAUCAAUAAUCCUGGAAGUGGUGCUGGUUAUAGCUACAAUAUUCCUCCAAAGUAGACAUUUUUCUAUCUAAAAUUUCACCCUAAAAAAUUAUUUAAGUUAUGGAACAAGCUAUUUAAUCCCUCCGAAUUACGGCAACCAGCCUUUGAUGAACAAUUACCCUCCAAGCUAUAACAAUUUCCCUUCAAAUAAUUAUCCUGUGAAUAAUCGACCUGUGUGUACAGUAGACCAAUCAGCCUGUCAGACAAUGUCUUUAGCUCAGUGCGCCAGUCCUAUAAUUGCUCAAAAUUGUGCGUGUAAAUGCAGUAGCUAUACCCCAUACAAUAAUUAUGGCUUUAAUAAUGGAGGUUAUGGAAAUAUGCCAAUGUAUGGAAAUAUGCCUGGGGGGAAGUGAUGGAUUUUUUAAUAUUUU
Meloidogyne enterolobii is the source of this 652-nucleotide messenger RNA. The record is from the annotation of a GenBank genome assembly. NCBI's taxonomy places the organism in Eukaryota, Metazoa, Nematoda, Chromadorea, Rhabditida, Meloidogynidae.